Molecule: messenger RNA, 1311 nt
Organism: Volvox carteri f. nagariensis
Lineage: Eukaryota; Viridiplantae; Chlorophyta; Chlorophyceae; Chlamydomonadales; Volvocaceae
Exons: 8
Coding region: 1-1311 (436 amino acids)
Cellular component (GO): cytoplasm
Molecular function (GO): glutathione transferase activity
Source: RefSeq, a predicted model, not a curated record
AUGGGAGACCCGCUGAAAUCUGCAGGGUCGUCCAAACAAAUCAGCACCUGCAGUAAAAUCUCAUCCCUGGGUCCUCCUCGCCAUGUUCGCGGACCUUCUGCUCCUCGCCGAGCACCAUCGCUGCAUCGCCAGUCCAGUCCUAUUUCCCCGCCGGGAUGUCCGUCACCGCCAGCGGCGUCGCAACCUGAGGUUAAGAAGGGAACUUCACUGCUGGAAUGGGCCAACCAAGUUAUACCUCAAGGUCAACUAGUUAACGGUGUAAAGCAGGGCUGGCGGUUGGCCUGGCAGGUCAUGAUGCAGGAGCUGGCACCCCAGACACGGCGGGGGCAAUACAGCCGACCGCAAUACGCGUUCAGUGGCCGCAUCGGCGACGGUACACUCUUUCCUCGCGAUGUUGCCGUACUGCUGUACCCCGCCAGGCAGGUCUACGACAUCUGCCAGCCUGGAUUUCGGGGCCGCUGUACGGCACCGUUGAUGGUGGACCGGGUACGGCGUGUGGCCGUGUGCAACGAAAGUUCGGAGAUUGUACGGAGCUUGGACGAGAUGCACCUACCGGGGUGUACGGACGUGCAGCUACGGCCGCGCCACCUGACGUCGCAAAUUGAUGAGUUGAACGCUAAAGUGAGCGGCACUGUGGAUCUAGACGCAGCCCGCGUGUCGUACUUCAAGAACCUUUUCCCGCUCAACCCGGGGGGUAUUGUGCCGGCCGGGCCCACCGCUGCCGACCUCCAGCUAGAGCAGCCGGCGGGGCGAGGCUGCUCGGCGCUUCAGGGUGUUUGCUAUCCGCGUGACACAGGAACCGCAGAUGCCGCAUCUGGCGCGGCUGCGGGGUUGUCGACCGCACGGACACAGUUCGCGCGCGGCUUGCGGCGGGCCUAUUCGAACGCUGUGCCGAGUGGAAUGGCUAUGGGAGCCCUAAUGCGAGGAGCCAGCGAUCUAGAAAUCCUGCCUCGCUAUUUCACUCGACCUGCGGAGGCCUUUGAGCUCGAGGAUUUGGACCGCUACGACUUGGUCAUGGCGCUAGAUUCGCAGAUUCUGGACGAGAUGCGCCAAAUGGUGCUUUCGGAGCACCAAGCCGGACCGGAUCGAGACUACUACCUCGAGCUGUCCUUCCUGCUGAAGACUGGGGCCGGUGGCCUCAAGGCGAGCAAGGCGGUGGUGGACAUCGCCUCACCCGACCUCUCUUCCCCCGAUGGAGCCGCACAAUGGGAGGCCACCGUGGCUGCUCUCAUCCUCUCGACCGCCAGCCUAGUAAAGUACCUCAUAGAUGCCUACCCGGAAAACCUGCCCCACUGGGACCCCAUAGACUGA